Messenger RNA from Laccaria bicolor S238N-H82, 1377 nucleotides. RefSeq lists its product as uncharacterized. Lineage: Eukaryota; Fungi; Basidiomycota; Agaricomycetes; Agaricales; Hydnangiaceae. The transcript has a single exon. The record is from RefSeq and is a predicted model, not a curated record. The coding region runs from base 1 to 1377 and encodes 458 amino acids.
AUGACGGACGAUGGAAAUGCUCAAGCAAUUCAGCAAAAGGCGGCAGCCUGUCAGAAGGCUCUGGAGGAUGUUGUGGAAGGACGAGCUGCAGUGGAGGACUUUGAGAAGAGACUCAGGGAGCUUGGUGCAUCGUCACUCGAGGGAUCCGACUACGUUCAACAAUUGGAGCAACGGCUACGCCAACAAAGUUCCCGCAGGGGCCAGGCUCAGCCGUCUCAAGCUUCAUCAGCUACUCAGCCGUCCCAGACCCACUCCUCUUCGAACAAUUCUUGCCAUCCAUCUCGCCAUCCCUCUCGUGAAGCCACUCCUUCCGGUCUUUCAGCUGAAGAGGUUGCUGAAUUUCGGGACAAACGAGAUCAACUUCUUCAAGGAUCUCGAGGUGGGCAGCAACCGGCGACGAGCGUUACAGAGGACAUUGAGUGGAGCCUGCUGCGAGCCAAGUUGGAACAGCUACGCUCACUGUCUGCAUCACGCAAAGACUCCUUUUCUUUCGACGACAUCGUUAGGCUCCUCGACGGUCGUCCCUCAUCUUCUGGGUCUUCCAUCCCGGCCUCUGUCCUUGCCGCAGCUCCUCACCUUUCCUCCCUCUCUGAACAUGCGCUCAAUGACACUCACCUUCAAACCACGUGGAAAUUGCGACAAGCGUAUGCUUCGGACAAAGCUAUUGACCCCCUUAUUGACCUCAUGCAACUACAACCACUCGUCGAUCCAAUCCCACGUACUAUAUGGCGUAACAUUAUCCAGGACCAGUAUGUCAACCUUGAGAAACUUUACGCGUCGAUGGAUCGAGGGUAUAGUCAUGAAGAUGAGGCCAAGGACUUUGCUGGGGGUUACGCGCUGGUUCGAAAGGACCAGUAUUCUGCGAAAAAGCCUAUUAAGCAAGAAGCUGAAUGGAUUAGGGUUUUUACCGCGUGGAAAUCCAGCGUCACACUCCUCUUCCCCCACCGUCAAGAAGAGCUUCAGAGUUAUUGUGACAUGGUUAUCGACCUUUUCCGCGCGGCUCCGUUCGAUCCUUCCGUCGCCAUCCAAUUUGAUAUUGAAGCUCGAGAUCGUUAUGCACGAAAUCCAUAUCGCAUGGAUGACCGUAGCCGACUUCAUCUGCCUCUCCUCGCGCAAAUGUUUCGAAAGCGUGAAAUGGCUGAUCACUCUUUCGACGCUCCAGCCAAACGUGCAGCAGUGCCAUGCCAAAACUGGAACCAGGGGAUAUGUUCUGACCCGUGUGUCAAUCGGCGCAGGCAUGGCAUCUGUUGUGAAUGUGGGGGGAGACACCAAGCACGAGAAAAAGAGUCGUGCAACUCUUCUCUCGAAGCUCGCAGCGGAAAGGGAUAUAGCGCUCGCUACCCAGAGGGCGGAAACAGCAGCGCGGGAAGGGCCUAG